Molecule: messenger RNA, 2445 nt
Organism: Phoenix dactylifera (date palm)
Lineage: Eukaryota; Viridiplantae; Streptophyta; Magnoliopsida; Arecales; Arecaceae
Product: pentatricopeptide repeat-containing protein At3g16610-like
Biological process (GO): RNA modification
Molecular function (GO): protein binding; RNA binding
Source: RefSeq, a predicted model, not a curated record
AUGGCCGCUUCUGGCUUUCCUCCUUACCCGUCCCUUCCCAUUUCCACCCUUCCUCGUAUCUACCCCCAGUCCAAAACCCCUCUCCUUCCUUCACCCACCCCCUCCACUACCUCUUCCUCUCGCCAUGUUAAUCCCUCCCUCUACUCCUCGUCCCCCCCUCCGACCCACCGCCACCCGCCCCAAUCCGACUCCCCCGCCGCCCUCGCCUUCGCCCUCGACCACUUCUCUGCCGCCCUCUCCCUUGCCGAAGGCUCCCAGAUCCAUGCCCGUGUCCUCCGCCUCGGCCUCUCCUCCGACCCUGACCUCUCGGCCCGCCUGCUCCGCCUCUACGCCGCCUGCGGCCGCCCCGACGCCGCCCGCGCCAUCCUCGACUCCACCCCUCCCCACCUCCUCACCCCUUUCGCCUACAACUCCCUCAUCCGCGCCUACACCUCCUCUUCCCUCCACGAGCUCGCCCUCCUUCUCUUCCUUAAGAUGCUCGCCUCCGGCCUCCGCCCCAACGAGUUCACCUUCCCCUUCGUUCUCAAGUCCUCCGCCCUCCUCGGCUUCCUCGACCUCGGCCGCCAGCUCCACGCCAUGCUCCUAAAGGCGGGGCUUUUCUUGGCAAACGUCUUCUGCGCGAGUGCCCUCUUGGAUCUCUAUGUAAAGCUGGCGCCUUUGGGCGAAGCGUGCCGGAUGUUCGACAGAAUCCCACACAGAAACGCUGUGACUUGGAAUUCCAUGAUUUCGGCUUAUGCCCAGAAUGGGUUUUUGGAAAAAGGUCUGGAAUUGCUCCAUACGAUGGUAGAGUCCGGACUAGAAGUCGAUGUGAGUAGCUGGAAUUCGAUCAUCGCGGGCUGUGUUCGUCUUGGUGACGCAGAGCUCUCAUUGGAGAUGCUUGGAGAGAUUAUUUCAUCUGGUUCAAUGGAACCCAAUUCAGCCACGUUCAACACUCUCCUUCCGGUGAUCCCUUCCAUCCCCUCGUUAAGUAGGCUUAAGGAGUUGCAUGGAUUUUCUUUAAGGAAUGGAGAGAGAGUACUGGCUGACCCUGUAGCCAUCGACAGGUUGUCGUCCGCCAUCACUGCUGGGUAUGCCUUUCAUGGGUGCAUGGAUUAUGCUUCUGCAUUAUUCGGUGCAGUUAAGUUGAAAGCCAACCAAUUGUGGAAUUCAAUGAUUUCGGGGUUCCUGGAUUCUGGGCAAACUCAUGAAGCAUUCACCAUCUUCCGCGAGAUGGCUUUUCAACGUGGCCAUCAAGGGCAAGCUCUGUCCACUGUUUCAUUAACCUUGGUCCUCCCAGGGUGCGGUCAGACGGCAAAAGGUGGACUUGAGAUCCAUGCGUAUGCUUAUAGGAAUGGUAUGGAAUCUCAUCUAUCUGUAAGCAAUGCACUUAUGGCCAUGUAUGCUCGGAGACGAGACAGACGAUCAGCAGAAAAAGUUUUUCGAAGGACUCCUGAGAAGGACGUGGUGUCUUGGAAUACCCUGAUUGCUAGCUACGCUAUGGCCCAUGAUUUUGAUGAAUCAUUUAAACUAUUCCAACAAAUGCUGGCUGAGGAUGUCAGGCCUGAUGAAUACACAUUUAGUUCUGUGCUCAAUGGAUGUGGUUCCUCAUCAUAUCUUAGACAAGGGAUGCUGGUACAUGGUCAUCUGAUAAAGAGUGGGCUCUGUCAAUCUUACCUGGUGGUCCAAAAUGCUCUCACGGAUGCUUACGGGAAAUGUGGGAGUUUGGAAGAUGCUCGGAAGGUCUUCGAGGAGAUAGAUUUUAAAGAUAGGAUUUCAUGGAAUACCAUUAUCUCAUGUUGCGGACUCGGUGCAUGUCCUCAUGAGGCCUUUUCGCUCUUUCACAGGAUGCAGGAGCAAGGGUGUAAGCCCAAUCGUAUCACUUUCAUCGCACUCCUUUCAGCAUGUAGUCAUGCAGGCUUGCUUGAUGAGGGUUUCCAUUACUUUGAGAUGAUGACCAGCAAGCAUGGUAUUGUUCCUGAUGUUGCUCAUUAUGCCUGCAUGGUAGAUAAUUUAGGUAGAGCGGGCCAGCUUGAUAGAGCUUAUCAAUUUAUCAAAGACAUGCCUAUAGAGCCUGAUGACUGCAUAUGGAGUGCGCUGCUUAGCGGUUGUAGGAUCCAUGGAAAUACCGAACUAGCUGAGGUUGCAGCAAAACAUCUGAUUGAAUUGGACCCCCAGCAUUCUGGGUAUUGGGUGUUGCUAUCAAACAUAUAUGCAGAUGCUUCCAGGUGGAGUGAUAAGUCGCAGGUCCGAACAGCCAUGAAGGAGGCUGGUGUGAAGAAGAGCCCAGGUUUCAGUUGGAUUGAGGUUGGCGGCAGUGAGCUGCAUAGGUUCUUUAAUGCUGAUAAGUUGCAUAAACAGUGUGUCGAUAUUUAUUUAGCUCUGGACGGGUUAACAAAGCAAUCGAAAGAUGAGGGGUAUGUCCCUGCUGUAGACUCCAAAUUCAAAUUUAUUGACAAAGAUCUUUAG